Messenger RNA from Galeopterus variegatus (Sunda flying lemur), 849 nucleotides. Its product is annotated as SH3 domain-binding protein 1-like. The record is from RefSeq and is a predicted model, not a curated record. NCBI's taxonomy places the organism in Eukaryota, Metazoa, Chordata, Mammalia, Dermoptera, Cynocephalidae.
AUGCUCCGGGACUGGCGGCCCCGGCCUGGGCCCGCGACUACUCAAGCCAGAGCCCCAGCCGCAGCCCCAGCCACAGCCACGGAAGCUACAGCAGUCGCAGUCGUGGGACCCGCAGCCACACGCGCAGCCCCUCCCGGACCCCCAGUCCCAGCUACCACAGCCGGAGCAGCUCUGAGAGUGGGGGCUUCUGAGCCCAGACAGACCCAGCUUGGUGCCCCCUGGCACAGGGAGAGGCCAGGCCCCAGGACCCCAGGAGUGGGGGAGGGGGGACAGUACCCCCCCUCACUGCAACAAAGAGGUCUCAGGGCCAACACAGGGCAGUUGGGACCAGGGAAGACCUUGAGGGUUGGCUCCGUGUGGACAAGGAGGGCUGGAUUGUGCUGCUUCCAAGGGUGCCCGUCCUCCCCUCCUGCCCACCAGCCAUGUCCAGGGAACAAAGAGCCGUUACGAACACAGCGAUCGCCCUUCCUCCCUUCCUGCUCGAUGCCAGCUCACCAGGCUGGGGACCACUACCAGUGAACGACACAAGAGUCCACAGUCUGCUGUGUCACUUCACCUCAGCUCAGUGUACCCAGGGACACCUCAGAAGGUGCCAGUUCUGGGAGCCUCCCCUCCCCUCUCCACAGGAUCCUCCACUUCUCUCUGUCACUGGACGGACUAGGCGGUGGUAUAGCCAGUGGGUUCUAAGCUAGACAGAAGGAGGAAUGGCCUAAACUUGGUACACCUCCAUCCAGGCUGGGGAGCUGCUUCCUUCUGAGCUGGCUGUGGGAGGACCCUGGCUGAGGGCUGGUGGCUGGCCCCACAGCCUCCCCAAACCCCUCCCAUGGUCCAGGAGUGCCUAGACUGGGU